Messenger RNA from Penicillium samsonianum, 989 nucleotides. Its product is annotated as polysaccharide biosynthesis domain-containing protein. Lineage: Eukaryota; Fungi; Ascomycota; Eurotiomycetes; Eurotiales; Aspergillaceae. The record is from RefSeq and is a predicted model, not a curated record. Bases 13 to 612 code for a protein of 199 amino acids. Gene Ontology annotation, cellular component: cytoplasm. The transcript has 4 exons.
CCUGCGGGCGGAAUGACGUUAUGCAAGGCGGAGGGUGCUCUCCGCCCGUCAAAAAAAUUAUGCGCGGGGCACCGAACACUCCCACUUGAUUUCCUCCCCACUUGUCAUAUCUCUGCUUUCUUGUGUUCACAUUUCAUAGCAUUUACUUUACGCUCAACCGUCAAAAUGUCGAAGCCAUUCAACCCCGAGGAGGCGGAGAAUCUGGAGGAUAUGGAGAAGCAGUUCGCCGUCAAAGCGGUUGAACAUCUCAUGACAUACUGGGCUAUUUUGGAGAAGGUCAAGGGCUCGCAGCUUCGCUUGACCAAGCAGGACGAUGAUAUCUACAACUCUUUCAUGGAAGCAUUCCCCGAUUUCGAUCCCGCCGGGACCCUCGUCGAGGACGAGAUGAAGAGCAAGGCCGGCAAGGAGAAGUGGCGCACCUGGAUGAUGAAGUGGGACAAGAUCGAGGACUUCAACUUUGGCACCAUGCUCCGUACCCGUGCGGAUGCCGAGUAUGAUCAGGAAACCACCAUUUUCGGUGUGCGCAUGCAGUUCUAUGCUGUUGAGAUCGCUAGAAACCGCGCCGGUCUGAACGAUUGGAUUUACGAGAAGGCCCAAAAGGCCAGCUCUUGAUUACAAAUUGUGUCUCAUUGCUGCUGUUUUUGAAAUCGAGGACAGUUCCACAUCCGGGCUGAUCUGGCCGACGGCAUUUGCCUGUUUCCUUGUGGCGCAGAUAAUGAACGGCCUCAAGGCUGUGAUAUUGAUUACAAGACCUCGCAGUAUCAUGGUUUGAGGUUAAUUGUUACGAUAGAAGCGUGGUCAUACCCAUAAAUAUGUGGUUCUGAUUUAGGAUCGGACCAUCAAUCGCGACUCAAAUGUAGACUGGCUGUCCGUUAGGACUUGGGCGGUCUUUCGACAUUGAGUGCGAAAUAUACCCUGAAUAAAAUGUCAUUUCCAUUGGUCCUUUGUCUAUAUUCUUGACCACUAUUGUCUAUGUGGGCUGAUUUGCU